Danio rerio (zebrafish) is the source of this 2259-nucleotide messenger RNA. Lineage: Eukaryota; Metazoa; Chordata; Actinopteri; Cypriniformes; Danionidae. The record is from RefSeq and is a predicted model, not a curated record.
UUUUGAACCAUGUCUACCCUAAGAACUAAGAAAUCCCAGUAUUGCAAAAAUGGAGUUUUACUUUCACUUGCUCUCAUUUAUACUCGUUCGUGCUUCCAAGUCAUUCAGUCUGCAGGGUAAGACGGAGGAGAGAUGGCAGACCGUUCGGAUGAAGCGACCCCGUUAAUUAACAACUCACCACCCCGGAUAAGUCAUGGAAAGCUCUACCUUGCGGUGUUUUCAGCGGUCCUGGGCAAUUUCAAUUUCGGAUUUGCUUUAGUGUUCCCUUCCCCUGUCAUCCCUCAGCUUAAACAAGGAGAUGACACUCGGCUGCAAAUGAACGUCCAUCAGAUAUCAUGGUUUGGUUCAAUUUUCACUCUUGGAGCGGCUGCAGGGGGUCUCAGUGCCAUGUUUCUGAAUGACCGAGUCGGAAGAAAAAUAAGCAUCAUGAUAUCAGGAUUACCGUCUGUUCUUGGUCUCCUUGUGAUGGGAUCUGCACAAAACUUCUGGAUGUUGUUAUGGGGCAGAUUUCUGACUGGUAUCGCUGGUGGCAUCACUGCGGGCUCCAUUCCUGUGUACGUGUCAGAGAUCUCCCACCCGUCCGUAAGGGGUGCGCUGGGUUCAUGUCCUCAGAUCACUGCCGUAUUUGGAAGUCUAGCGCUCUACGCUUUUGGCCUGAUUUUGCCGUGGAGGUGGCUGGCUGUGGCUGGGGAAGUUCCUGUUGUUAUCAUGAUGCUUUUGCUUUGCUGCAUGCCGACCUCUCCACGUUACCACAUCAUGAAAGGAAACAGAGCUAAAGCUGUUAAAUCACUAGAAUGGCUCAGAGGGCCCAAUUCUGAUUAUAUGACUGAGUUUAAUAAGAUCGAACGCAGCAUCACAACUCAGGGUGUACAAUGGAGCGAUCUUAAAACAAAAUCAUACUAUAAACCAAUCCUAAUUUCAGUCGUCAUGAGAUUUCUUCAGCAAAUGACUGGUAUAACACCGAUUCUGGUAUAUCUGGAGCCCAUAUUCCACCUGACAGCUAUAUCGCUGGAACCGAAAUAUGACGCAGCUUUAGUAGGAGCUGUAAGAUUGAUCUCUGUUGCUAUUGCAGCCAGUUUGAUGGACAAAGCAGGCAGGAAAGCUCUACUCUUCACUUCAGGAUUUUUGAUAUAUAUAGCCAUGCUUUCAAUGACCAUGUACACCCACCAAACACCAUGCAGCCAAGGGAAUCUUACCCUAACAGACGGCCUGAAUAUCUCUUCUGAAGUCCAAGCGGGGGCUGCUUUUGAUCCAAAGACUCUAAUUCCUCUCAUCAGUGCUAUGGUUAUCAUUUUUGGUUAUGCUAUGGGCUGGGGUCCAAUCACAUGGCUGCUAAUGUCAGAGAUUUUACCUUUGGGUGCGCGUGGUGUCGCAUCCGGUUUGUGCGUUGGUGUUAGUUGGAUCACAGCCUUCGUCCUGACGCAACUCUUCAUGCACGUUGUGGUCGCCUAUGGACUGUAUGUACCUUUCCUGUUCUUCUGUGUGGUCUCUGUAGUGAAUAUAAUAUUCACUGCUAAAUGCGUGCCGGAAACCAAAGGUCGAACUCUGGAGGAGAUUGAGAACUACUUCAGGACUGGCAGAAGCUUCACCAUUCAUGAUCCUUAAAACGUCCAUAUGCUGGAUUCAGAAGGUGACACUAUUGAAUCUACACUGUAGAAAAUAUGUUAAAUCACUGUGUCUGUAUUUUGUGAUUCACAAGUGUUUAUCAACGGUUGUGAAUUGCAUUAUGAGACGUUGAUCUUUGCUCUGUCGACUUUUGGUGUUGAAAAUUCAACUCUACACUCUUUAAUGACAUUUUAGUAGUUUGAACUCAUAGGUUGUUUUUAAUCACGUGGUUCUGGUGAAGUGUAAAAUCCAGAUGGAGGGCAGGAAGUAAAAAACUGAAUGGGACUCAUAGAGGAAAGUCUGUAUUUUUCAAUAGUAUCUGGAUGCAGCCUUUAUGAUGCAAGCUGAGAUUGAAUCGCUCAGAGAUGCAAUGUCAGACACAAUGCACUCAACAGAGCUAGUGACGUUACUGUGAGGGUUAGGGGUGGGUUUAGGUAAGUGCAUUAAAAAGCACUGGAUGCAUCUCAGAUUGCAUCUGCACCGAGUCUGCAGCCAGACCCCUCUCAGGUUUUUUUGCGGUUUAUACCAUAUUUUAAAUGAGAUAUACAAUUGAAGUCAGAUUUAUUAGCCCCCCCUGAAUUAUUAGACCGCUUGGUUUUUUUUCCCCCAGUUUCUGUUUAACGGAGAGCAAAUUUUUCAACACAUUUCUAAACA